CGAUAUUUAAUCGCAGCCCUGGUUCUGUUUUUUGUGCCAUUAACUCGCAAACCGAGCUGGUCUCUUUCUUUUUAACCUCACGACUUUGCAAGAGACAAUGGCGGUGCGUUACGAGCUGUGCAUCGGCCUCAACAAGGGCCACAAGACCACCAAGGUCAAGAACGUUAAAUACACCGGUGACAAGAAAGUCAAGGGUUUGAGGGGUUCCCGCUUGAAGAACAUCCAGACCCGCCACACCAAGUUCAUGCGCGAUCUUGUGCGUGAGGUGGUGGGCCAUGCUCCCUACGAGAAGCGCACCAUGGAGUUGUUGAAGGUGUCCAAGGAUAAGCGCGCUCUCAAGUUCCUGAAGCUCCGCUUAAGCACACACAUCCGUGCCAAGAGGAAGCGUGAAGAGCUGUCCAACAUCCUCACCCAGCUGAGGAAGGCCCAGACCCACGCCAAGUAAAAGGAUUCGCAGUUCGCAAGAUGAUGCACGAUGACAAACAUCGAUUGUGUCGCGCGUCCAAUGUUCCGGCAUUGCGUGCCGCCUAUUUUUUUCUGUUUUUGUGCAUAAUUAAUAUCCAAACUUACUUGGGAAUGAGUCAAAGCAUCCCAGAAUUAAACAAAAAAAACAUUUAAAAAACCCUUAAA
Drosophila bipectinata is the source of this 630-nucleotide messenger RNA. It is a transcript of the gene RpL36, whose product is annotated as ribosomal protein L36. NCBI's taxonomy places the organism in Eukaryota, Metazoa, Arthropoda, Insecta, Diptera, Drosophilidae. Gene Ontology annotation, biological process: cytoplasmic translation. Gene Ontology annotation, cellular component: ribosome; cytosolic large ribosomal subunit. The record is from RefSeq and is a predicted model, not a curated record. Gene Ontology annotation, molecular function: structural constituent of ribosome.